AUGUCCGAGCAAACUGACACGACUCCUGUCUCACAAUUAAAUAACACACCAGAUAGGACACAGACAGAAGGCCAAACCAUCGAAACCCCCCAAACAGAGACUCAGCGCACGGUGCAUAUUGCCAGCGAACCACGGUAUGGUGCAGAAUUAAAUUCAACCGUAGAAACGGCCCAGAAUAAGGAGGAGUCCUCGACGGCACCGGUUGUGGAUAUUAUUUCCCAAGGAGAUGCUGAUACGAGUACUGCUCACACUUCUACUUCCACAGCUACUCAGCCUCUUCAUCCCCUUCAGCCCCUUCAGCCCCUCCAGUCCCAGCAGUCUAUACCAGAUGGCGAAGUCAUCGAACCUCCACCAAUAUACCCUCCCAGCCAAAGUAGUACAGGAGAUAUCGCCCCAGAACCAACAACGAUCACAUUCGACCAUCUAAUGGAAGUAAGAUGCCCAUUCUCCCCUGAGCGGAUUACCAACAUGAUAGGCUGGAACAUAGGCCACAUAUACCCCAGCACUGAAGAAGAACGAAGUCAGGUCAGCGGGUACCUUCUUGAUAUAUUCAAGCAGAUGAAAAGUCUCGAAAUGCUCGAAUUCAAUUUCUCCAAGUUCCAUGAAGUCAUCCCCAUUGCCACGAUAUGUCGAACAGGAACAACUCUGAAAAGGCUUGUUGCUACAGACUCCGACAGAAAUGGAAAUGAUCCUAUUAGCUUGAACGACGUAAAAGAACUCUUAGAAUACUGUCCGCUCAAUACGAUCGCCAUUGUGCGAUGAGAAUAUAUUGAGAUUAUCGUUCUGUACAACUUGGUGAACAUGCCACAAGCCAGUUUUGAAACAGCCAUUUUCUUGUCUACGGUGUAGAUUGAAUCCUACCUCAUCUUUGUGAUACUCAACACAAAGAUAUUGAAGUACCAAAUGUCUGGUUUUGUCAAGCCAUUUUGUUGGAUCAGUCAAAGCAUCUGGUCAGUGGUCAUUUACCGGGGUUCCACAACAUCUGAUUUCUGGUGUAGCCAAUCGGACGAGAAGGAUUGGUACGAUAGACAUUGAUCUCGCUGCGAAGUUGAAAGGAUUGAACUUGUGUGCCGGAAAUAUUCUCCAGGAAAUGCGGCCAGCUGUUGGAAGAAAACAAAACAAUGCGAACCGAAACCCCUUUUUUACCCCAGACUUUCGGCCUGGGCUGACGUCGGCUGAAGCUCGACCUCGGUAUUUCCCCGCGAUUUUGACAACCUCACUCUCACC
Messenger RNA from Cadophora gregata, 1227 nucleotides. RefSeq lists its product as uncharacterized. The record is from RefSeq and is a predicted model, not a curated record. Lineage: Eukaryota; Fungi; Ascomycota; Leotiomycetes; Helotiales; Ploettnerulaceae. The transcript has a single exon. Bases 1 to 762 code for a protein of 253 amino acids.